Messenger RNA from Exophiala aquamarina CBS 119918, 1386 nucleotides. RefSeq lists its product as uncharacterized. Gene Ontology annotation, molecular function: hydrolase activity, acting on carbon-nitrogen (but not peptide) bonds, in linear amidines. NCBI's taxonomy places the organism in Eukaryota, Fungi, Ascomycota, Eurotiomycetes, Chaetothyriales, Herpotrichiellaceae. The record is from RefSeq and is a predicted model, not a curated record. Bases 1 to 1386 code for a protein of 461 amino acids. The transcript has 3 exons.
AUGGCAGCCAACGGUGUGAAUGGCAUGAAGGGAACUAGUCCAAAACAUGAUUUCUCCGCUCUCAGAGUGAAUCAGUCCCGGCUGUUGGAUGCAAUUCAUACAGGGUGUAAGUAUGGAGCGGAUCACCGGUAUGGGGACGAUCCCACCGAAACUGGUAUGGCAAGGCUGAGCUUGAAUGACGCUGAUAAACAAAUUCGGGAUUGGUUUACCGCUACAGCAGAGUCCCUGAACUGUAAGGUCACUGUUGAUCAGAUGGGCAAUCAGUUUGCCGUUCGACCGGGUAAGAAUAAGACUGCGUCCCCAGUCAUGAUGGGCUCGCACCUGGACACUCAGCCAACAGGGGGGCGGUACGACGGCAUUCUAGGCGUCAACUCUGGACUUGAAGUUCUCAAAGUACUGCAUGAGAAUAAUUUCGAGACGGAGGGAAGUAUUGGAGUGGUCAAUUGGACCAACGAAGAGGGUGCACGAUUUCCAAUGAUGGCUGUGUCGUCUGGUGUCUGGGCGGAAGCCGUCCCAUUGGAGACCGCCUGGCAUCUCGCCGAGGUGACUCCUGGGGACGACGGCCACCGCAAGACAAUGAAGCAGGAACUGGAGAGAAUCGGCUACCUUGGAUCCCAACAAGCAUCCUACAAGGCUUUCCCAAUGGCCUGCCACUUCGAGGUCCAUAUCGAGCAGGGCCCCAUCUUGGAGGCAGAAAAAAGACGAGUUGGCGUUGUCAAAGGCGUGCAAGCCUUCAAAUGGUUCGAAAUUACUGUUAAGGGUCGUGACUCUCAUGCAGGGACGACACCUUUUACAGCACGUAUGGACUCGAUGCUCUGUGCAGCCAAAUUGAUUGUUGAGUCCAACGCCAUUGCGAAGAAGCUGGGUGGUCUGGCGACAACUGGCAUUUCAACAGCGCACCCUGGAUCGAUUAACACCAUGGCUCACACCGUGAUAUUCACACUCGAUGUCCGACACAACGUAGACGAAAAGCUCGCUGAGAUUGAGAAGGAAUGUCGUGCGGAAUUCGCCCGGAUCUCUGAGAAGGAGAGCGAAAAGGGGUGCACGGUUGAAUGGAAGGAAUUGGUUGACAGUCCCGCGGUUACCUUCCACCCUGAUUGCAUUGCAGCAGUACAAGCCAGUGCUGAAGAGGUUUGUCAUGGAUUGCAUAUGACGGCGGAUGACGGUAGACUCUGGAAAGAUAUGAUCAGUGGAGCUGGCCACGAUAGCUGCUACACCAACCGUCGGUGUCCGACAAGUAUGAUCUUUACACCCACCCGUGAGGGCAUCAGCCAUAACCCUCAGGAGUAUUGCAGUCCUGAAGACUGUGCUAUUGGGGCCCAAGUAUUGCUUGGUGCAGUACUCCGCUACGAUAGAUCAAGAAUGGAGCGAGGAGAUUUCGCAUGA